Molecule: messenger RNA, 411 nt
Organism: Parnassius apollo (apollo)
Lineage: Eukaryota; Metazoa; Arthropoda; Insecta; Lepidoptera; Papilionidae
Source: the annotation of a GenBank genome assembly
AUGGGUCAGGAUUUUAGCUCUGGCUCUGAUGAUGAAUGGCAACCUGUCAGUCAUGAUUUGAUAACAUCUAUUGAAAACGAAGAAUCUACAAGGAAAUCUGAAAAACGUCGAAAAGGCGAGGAAUAUGUAACUGCAAAAGGAAAAUGUAUACCAAAGCGUUAUCCGGGUGGAUUUUCAGAUAAUUGUAGGGCAAAAUGUCAACAAAAGCUUGAGAAAAUUAAUUUGAACCAGCUUUACAUUGACUACAGGGAAUUACCGUCUAGAAAAGCACAAAAGAGAUAUUUGAGUGGAUUGAUUAAAAUUAAACCAAAAGAGCGUACAAGAAGAAAUUCAUUUAUGAAAAACAGAGAGGUAACAGUUGUUUACAAUAUAGAUGGAACUGAAGGAAAUAUUUGCAAAAAUAUUUCAUGA